GUGUGUGUGUGUGUGUGUGUGUGUGUGUGUCAAACCCGGUAUAUAUAUGGUAUGUCGAAGCAAAAAUGGAUGAAUUUUAGAGAACUUUCUGUGACAACUUCUAUUCUUUCUUCUCAGCUCAAAAAUGUAAUCAGGCAUAUGUAACAAAAAGUAUAGAAAAUAACAAUUUGCUAAGAACAGUUUUAGUUUAAAGCUUCGUAUUAUUAAAUGAUUGGCUUGUAAUUAACUAUAAUUUUAUUCAUAAUUGAAAUAAAUAAUUGUUGUCUAUUAUUAAUUUUCAAACGUUUUCGAACGUUGUAUUGUAACGAGAAGAAUGGCUUCUUCCAAAACUCAAAACAUGUGGAUGACAAUGGAGGAAGAAGAUCAGGCGAUGAUGUCAAUAUGGCCGGACAUUAUUCGCGAUAUUACGGAAGUGCCUAGGAAUUUAAACAUUCCUGAUGUUGAUAAAUGGUUGGAAAAAGUAUUAGAAUAUAAUAUUCCAAAAUCAAAAAAAUUGUAUAGCCUAUCAGUAGUCUAUGCUUAUAAAUCGUUAGUACCUGAGGAACAACAAACAGAAGAUAAUAUUCGCUUAGUACGAGUUUUAGCAUGGUGUUUGGAAUUGGCCUCAUGCUAUUUACUUUUAAUCGACGACAUCCUAGAUGAAUCGUUACUUCGUCGAAACAAGCCAUGUUGGCAUCGAUACAAUAAUAUUGGUGUAAUGGCAGUCAAUGAUGGUUUCUUAUUAGAGAGUGCUAUAUAUUAUCUACUUAAAAAAUAUUUUAAAGAAAAAGAAUGUUAUAUUAAUUUGGUGGAAGCAUUCCAAGAGGUUAUAUUCAUGACAAAUCUAGCUCAGUGUUUAGAUAUGCACUCGACCAAAUUCAAGAAGCCUAAUGGCUUAACAAAUCUGGAUCUAUUUACAAUAAAUCGAUGUACUUUACUUUCCAAACAUAAAGCAUUUAUGACAUCUACAUCAAUAGUCGCAGCAAUGCAUUUUGCUGGAAUAAAAGAUCCAGAGAUGUUCAAAGAAGCAAAAAACAUCUCGUUAGACAUUGGGUUAUUAAUACAAGAUCAAGACGAUUAUUUAGACUGCUAUGAGAAUUAUGAAAAUUUCCUAAAAUUAAGUACUGAUAUAGAAGAAGGAAAAUGUACAUGGGGAAUUGUUACGGCUCUUCAACACGUUACUCCAGAACAGCGUAAAAUUUUAGAAGAAUGUUAUGGAGUUUCGGAUCCAGAAAAAGUGAGACGCGUGAAACAGCUUUUCACUGAUAUAGAUUUGCCAAACAUUUAUUCUAAACACGAAAAAGAGACAUAUAAUAAAAUACAUGAACGAAUACAGCAAAUAUCAUGUGGACUUCCACGCAAAUAUUUCUUCGAUUUAUUAGAGAAGCUUUAUCACAGGAAGGAAUGUUGUUUUUAAAUUGUUAAUUCAAAAAUUUUUUUGGAGGAAGGGUUCAACAUAGAUUAUUUAGGGUGGAAUAGUCCAUUUUCUUAUGUUCACACAAGUAAGAAGUCUUUGUUUUAAUUAAAGCUCGCAGAAAAUGAUAAAUAUUUUGUGGUUCUCUCUAUGUCAGUGAUACAUAAUAAGAUACGCUAUCAUAGAAGAAACAUUUUUACUGUACACGUUAAUAUUCCUUUAUAUUGCAUUUUAUCGUAAUACUUGUAUUAUAAUAGGUGGUGCUUAAUUUGGCGUUUAUCAUGUUUGUAAGCAUUAUUUAUUCUUGUUUAAUUUUUGACACAAAAAAAUUUUAUAUCAAAUAUUAUUAUCUACAAUAGUAACUACAGACCGUAAGAUAAUAUUUCAGAGAAUUAAACCAUAAAUAGUGUAGCAGUUUGAUGAAAUUUGUACUAUUAAAUGUAUUUGAUGUAAUUUUUUAUAAAAAAUAAAACUAUGCUUAAAAAAACGUAUGUAUAUUUUGAUCUAUCACAUAGCAAUCGCCAUAUAAUAAUACUUUACUAAUAAUAGAAAACCUUGAUCAGUAGUUUAUAUAUUGAUGUGUUGAAAAAAUUACAUCAAAUACAUUUAAUAGUACAAAUUAUUAUGGUAAAUAGUAAGCGCGGAUCAAGGAAAAAUUAUUAAUAUUUUUAUGAUAAAAAAUGUUUGGCUCAGUUUGUAUCGUAGCUAUGACUAGUUUUACAUGGUGCAACAUUGUAAUAUAUACACUGACAAAGUGUAAAAAUA
Monomorium pharaonis (pharaoh ant) is the source of this 2158-nucleotide messenger RNA. RefSeq names its product farnesyl pyrophosphate synthase. The record is from RefSeq and is a predicted model, not a curated record. Gene Ontology annotation, cellular component: cytoplasm. NCBI's taxonomy places the organism in Eukaryota, Metazoa, Arthropoda, Insecta, Hymenoptera, Formicidae. Bases 314 to 1396 code for a protein of 360 amino acids. Gene Ontology annotation, biological process: trans, trans-farnesyl diphosphate biosynthetic process. The transcript is spliced from 6 exons. Gene Ontology annotation, molecular function: (2E,6E)-farnesyl diphosphate synthase activity; dimethylallyltranstransferase activity.